AUGGCGCCGUCGUCCAUGAACAUGGAGAAGGAGAAGGCCAUCGACGACUGGCUCCCCAUCACCUCAUCGCGGAACGCCAAGUGGUGGUACUCCGCCUUCCACAACGUCACCGCCAUGGUCGGCGCCGGCGUGCUCAGCCUGCCCUACGCCAUGUCUGAGCUCGGAUGGGGUCCCGGCGUGGCGGCGAUGCUCCUGUCGUGGGUGAUCACCCUGUACACGCUGUGGCAGAUGGUGGAGAUGCACGAGUGCGUCCCCGGCAAGCGCUUCGACCGCUACCACGAGCUGGGGCAGCACGCCUUCGGCGAGAGGCUGGGCCUUUGGAUCGUCGUCCCGCAGCAGCUCAUCGUCGAGAUCGGCGUCUGCAUCGUCUACAUGGUCACCGGCGGCAAGUCGCUCCAGAAAUUCUACACCGUUGCCUUCCCGCACGCCGCGCCCCUCCGGACCAGCUACUGGAUUAUGAUCUUCGGCUCCGGCCACCUGCUCCUCUCCCAGCUCCCGAACUUCAACUCCAUCACCCUCGUCUCCCUCGCCGCCGCCGUCAUGUCCCUCAGCUACUCGACGAUCGCAUGGGUGGCGUCGGUGCACAAGGGGCGGCACGCUGACGUGGACUACGGCAAGACGGCGUCGACGACGACGGGGCAGACGUUCAACUUCCUGAGCGCGCUGGGAGACGUGGCGUUCGCGUACGCGGGACACAACGUGGUGCUGGAGAUCCAGGCCACCAUCCCCUCCACCCCGGAGAAGCCGUCGAAGAAGCCCAUGUGGCUCGGCGUCGUCGUCGCCUACCUGGUCGUCGCCAUCUGCUACCUCCCCGUGGCCUUCGUCGGGUACUACAUAUUCGGCAACGCCGUCGACGACAACAUCCUCAUCACCCUCGAGAAGCCGCGCUGGCUCAUCGCCGCCGCCAACCUGUUCGUCGUCGUCCAUGUCGUCGGCAGCUACCAGAUCUACGCCAUGCCGGUGUUUGACAUGAUGGAGACGUUUCUGGUGAAGAAGCUUCGAUUCAGGCCGGGGCUGCGUCUCCGUUUGAUCGCGCGCUCACUCUACGUUGUUUGCACCGCGCUGGUGGGCAUCGCCGUCCCGUUCUUCGGCGGAUUGCUAGGGUUCUUCGGUGGCUUCGCAUUCGCGCCGACGACCUACUACCUUCCUUGCAUUCUGUGGUUGAAGAUAAUGAAGCCCAAGCGGUUUGGCCUCUCUUGGUUCACCAACUGGUUUUGUAUCAUCGUCGGCGUGCUUCUGACGGUGUUCGCACCUAUCGGUGGUCUCCGGUCGAUCAUCGUCAACGCCUCGACCUACAAGUUUUUCUCGUGA
This is a messenger RNA of Phragmites australis (common reed), 1311 nucleotides long. RefSeq names its product lysine histidine transporter 2-like. The transcript is spliced from 7 exons. Bases 1 to 1311 code for a protein of 436 amino acids. The record is from RefSeq and is a predicted model, not a curated record. Gene Ontology annotation, cellular component: plasma membrane. NCBI's taxonomy places the organism in Eukaryota, Viridiplantae, Streptophyta, Magnoliopsida, Poales, Poaceae.